Molecule: messenger RNA, 2755 nt
Organism: Archocentrus centrarchus (flier cichlid)
Lineage: Eukaryota; Metazoa; Chordata; Actinopteri; Cichliformes; Cichlidae
Product: myosin-9-like
Exons: 2
Coding region: 170-2596 (808 amino acids)
Source: RefSeq, a predicted model, not a curated record
AGACACAAAGAGAGGAUUUCACCGCCUUUGAUCUGAAAAGGUUUAAGUAGGCUCGUCAGCCAGAUUUAGUGAUCGCGAAUCUCGGACGGCAGAAACAGAGAGCAAGACGGUUAAAAACGUAAAAGGAAACAGCAGAAGCUAAAACUCGUGUACUAAUUUAUCAUUUAAUAUGUCAGACACACAAAAGGAAACGUGCAGAAACAUGCAGAUGAUUUCACUGGAAGAGGCCUCUGAGAAAAGACCAGCUGAAAACGAAGCUGCAAAGAAGGAGUUGGUGGAGCUCCAGAGACAACACGAGGAGGAGAGAAGAAGAAUAGAGGAGGUAAAGAGGGAAAUUGUGUUAGUCCUGAAGGUCCUGAAAGAAGAGAAGAGCACAUUACAGAAGGCAAAGUACUCAACUGAAACGGCAGAGCUUCAAGAAGAAAUUGCAGAGCUGAAAUUACAAAGGGCAAACAUAGAAUUGAUGGAAGGCAAGGAAAAACUGAGAGAGAAGAGAGAAGAAAUAGAAAAGGCCAACAAGGAACUGAAGCAUGCAAGUAAGGAAGUUGAGAAUGUAAUGAAGAGACUGCAGGAGGCUCAGAAGGCUCUGGAUAAGGAGAAGAAAAAGCUGCAAGGGACAACAAAUAAAUCUGAAAACAUUAAGAAAGAGUUGCGGGAGGUCCAAGCAGCAUUAGAGGAGGAGAAAAGGGCAAUAAAAGAAAUGAGGAUAGAAUCUGAAAAAUCAACAAAGGAAUUGUUGGAGGUUCAGACAUCCCUGAAAGAGGAGAAAAGAGCUCUGGAAGAAGCAAAGAUGGAAACUGAAAGUGUAAGAAAGGAAGCUGACAGUUCAAAGAAGGAAUUGUUGGAGCCCCAAAGGGAAAUGGAAGAGGAGAAGAAGGCAAUGCUGGAGGCCAAGAAAGCAACUGAAGUUGCUAAAAGGCAAUGCGAAAAUGUUACAGUGGAAGCCGAGAUGGCAACACUGAAACUUGAAAAUAUAAAGCUGGAAUUGUUGGAGGUCCAGAAGUCCUUGAAAGAUGAGGAAAGAGCUCUGGAAGAAGCAGAAAUGGAAACUGAAAGUGUAAGAAAGGAAGCUGACAGUUCAAAGAAGGAAUUGUUGGAGCUCCAAAGAGAAAUGGAAGAGGAGAAGAAGGCAAUGCUGGAGGCCAAGAAAGCAACUGAAGUUGCUAAAAUGGAAUGCGAAAAUGUUACAGUGGAAGCCGAGAUGGCAACACUGAAACUUGAAAAUGCAAAGCUGGAAUUGUUGGAGGUCCAGAAGUCCUUGAAAGAUGAGAAAAGAGCUCUGCAAGAAGCAGAAAUGGAAACUGAAAAUGUAAGAAAGGAAGCUGACAGUUCAAAGAAGGAAUUGUUGGAGCUCCAAAGGGAAAUGGAAGAGGAGAAGAAGGCAAUGCUGGAGGCCAAGAAAGCAACUGAAGUUGCUAAAAUGCAAUGCAAAAAUGUUACAGUGGAAGCCGAGAUGGCAACACUGAAACUUGAAAAUAUAAAGCUGGAAUUGUUGGAGGUCCAGAAGUCCUUGAAAGAUGAGGAAAGAGCUCUGCAAGAAGCAGAGAUGGAAACUGAAAAUGUAAGAAAGGAAGCUGACAGUUCAAAGAAGGAAUUGUUGGAGCUCCAAAGAGAAAUGGAAGAGGAGAAGAAGGCAAUGCUGGAGGCCAAGAAAGCAACUGAAGUUGCUAAAAUACAACGUGAAAAUGUUACAGUGGAAGCCGAGAUGGCAACACUGAAACUUGAAAAUGCAAAGCUGGAAUUGUUGGAGGUCCAGAAGUCCUUGAAAGAUGAGGAAAGAGCUCUGCAAGAAGCAGAGAUGGAAACUGAAAAUGUAAGAAAGGCAGCUGACAGUUCAAAGAAGGAAUUUGGAAGCCGAGAUGGCAACACUGAACUUGAAAAUAUAAAGCUGGAAUUGUUGGAGGUCCAGAAGUCCUUGAAAGAUGAGGAAAGAGCUCUGCAAGAAGCAGAAAUGGAAACUGAAAAUGUAAGAAAGGAAGCUGACAGUUCAAAGAAGGAAUUGUUGGAGCUCCAAAGGGAAAUGGAAGAGGAGAAGAAGGCAAUGCUGGAGGCCAAGAAAGCAACUGAAGUUGCUAAAAUACAAUGUGAAAAUGUUACAGUGGAAGCCGAGAUGGCAACACUGAAACUUGAAAAUAUAAAGCUGGAAUUGUUGGAGGUCCAGAAGUCCUUGAAAGAUGAGGAAAGAGCUCUGCAAGAAGCAGAAAUGGAAACUGAAAAUGUAAGAAAGGCAGCUGAGAAUUCAAAGAAGGAAUUGUUGGAGCUCCAAAGGGAAAUGGAAGAGGAAAAGAAGGCAACACUGGAGGCCAAGAAAGCAACUGAAGUUGCUAAAAUGCAAUGCGAAAAUGUUACAGUGGAAGCCGAGAUGGCAACACUGAAACUUGAAAAUAUAAAGCUGGAAUUGUUGGAGGUCCAAAGAGCGCUGGAGGAGGCAAAAAGCCAAGAAGCCGAAGGGCCUGAUGCUGCGGUGACAGAGUGUAAAGAUGCGCACAAACCGGAAGAAGCAAAAAAGGUGCAUAAAAAGAAGAAAAAGUCAAAGAUGAGCCGCAUUUGCAGCUGGUUCAGCUGUAUCAAAGGGGCUCAGGAGGAGGAUGACUAACUUCACUCCUGGCAGUUGGGAGAAGACCCCAAAGACACUCAGCUACAUGUUACCUGGCUGAGAACACCUGAGGCUCCUCUGGGAGAAACUAUGAAAGAUUGCUGCAUUAAUUUGACCCACUUGCAGAAAAUAUGUAUUGCUUGUAUUGGAAUUUUGCUA